Molecule: messenger RNA, 636 nt
Organism: Laccaria bicolor S238N-H82
Lineage: Eukaryota; Fungi; Basidiomycota; Agaricomycetes; Agaricales; Hydnangiaceae
Exons: 2
Coding region: 150-386 (78 amino acids)
Molecular function (GO): zinc ion binding
Source: RefSeq, a predicted model, not a curated record
AUAAGCUGGUUACCACCUUCACAGAGCCUUUUAUCGCAAACCCCACGCCCUUGCCCGCUGCUAGUCCGUUCGCCGUCGUCCUCUUUGUCGUCUUCUCCCCCGUUCAUCGCCCUCUCCAUCACACUUAUCCCACCCGUCCUAUCACCAUCAUGGCUGCUAAGAAGCGCUGCCAGUUCCAGAUCAACACCGAUGCCCAGUGCAGUUCCGCUGCCCUGCGCAUCGUCGGCCAAUGCCCCCACUGCAGGAAUCAGUUCUGCGGCUCGCACCGUCUGCCGGAGCACCAUGAUUGCUCCAACCUUGAAGAUUGCCGGCAACAAGCGUUUGAUCGGAAUAAGAACAAACUGGAGAGCGAGCGGACGGUGGCGUCCAAGAUUGCCGCUGCGUAGACCCCCCAGGCCUUUCAUGGUUCAUCAUCCCCACACCUUCCUCCGUCGUCGCUCUUUGAGCCGCUCGCCAUCUAUUCUCUGCGCAUGAAUGGCGCUUUGGACCCAUGUGCAGCACCACUAUCUAUUAAUGCCCUCGCAUCGCAUGGACACCCCAGUUCACCCAUAUAUUCCAUACUAGUAUUGUACACUUGUCCUAUUAUAAUUUUUUCUUUUGCUUUUUCUUUGAAACACGAUCUCUUCCAAAUCACAA